AUGGCGGCCAGAGGCGGUUUCCAGACGAUACCUCCGGGUGGCGGCGGCGGAGCAAUGGGACCUGGACCCCCGAUACCGGGUGUGGGACCAGGCAUGGGGCCGGGGACUCCCUCGGGAAGGAUGGGCCCGUCGUCGGCCGCGCAGAACCACAUGUACCGCUCCCCGAUGCCCGGGCCUGGAUACCCGAGACCGGGCAUGCCCCCCUCCAGCCGUAUGACCCCUCAGGGACCAGCCAUGGGGCCCCCAGGAUACGGCAACAGCCCUGUUUCUCGCCCUGGGAUGCCUGGUGUGAUGGACCCGUCUCGUAAGAGGCCAGCCCCUCAGCAGAUUCAGCAGGUUCAGCAGCAGCAGAACCGCAACCAGCACACAAAGAAGAAGAAGAUGGCUGAUAAAAUUCUACCUCAAAGGAUCAGGGAACUGGUCCCAGAGUCUCAGGCUUAUAUGGAUCUGCUGGCUUUUGAGAGGAAGCUGGACCAGACCAUCAUGCGCAAAAGGCUGGACAUCCAAGAAGCCCUCAAGAGGCCCAUCAAGCAAAAGAGGAAGCUUCGGAUCUUCAUAUCGAACACCUUCAACCCUGCCAAGCCGGAUGCCGAGGACGGAGAAGGCACAGUUGCAUCGUGGGAGCUGCGUGUUGAAGGACGUCUGCUGGAAGAUACAGCCGUGUCCAAGUAUGAAGCCACCAAACAGAAGAGGAAGUUUUCUUCUUUCUUCAAGUCCCUGGUGAUUGAGUUGGACAAGGACCUUUAUGGACCAGAUAAUCACCUUGUGGAAUGGCACAGGACCGCCACCACCCAGGAGACUGAUGGUUUCCAGGUGAAGAGGCCAGGUGAUGUCGGUGUUCGCUGCACCGUCCUCCUCAUGCUUGACUACCAGCCCCCUCAGUUCAAGCUGGACCCCCGGCUGGCUCGUAUGCUGGGUAUCCACACCCAGACCAGACCUGUUAUCAUUCAGGCCCUUUGGCAGUACGUCAAGACCCACAAACUCCAGGACCCUCAUGAGCGCGAGUUCAUCAACUGUGACAAGUACCUGCAGCAGAUUUUUGAGACCCAGAGAAUGAAGUUCUCCGAGAUCCCGCAGCGCUUGCAUGCACUGCUGAUGCCUCCAGAGCCCAUCAUCAUCAACCAUGUGAUCAGUGUGGACCCUAAUGACCAAAAGAAGACUGCUUGCUAUGACAUUGAUGUGGAAGUGGACGACACACUGAAGACCCAGAUGAACUCCUUCCUGCUCUCCACUGCCAGUCAGCAGGAAAUAGCAGGACUGGACAACAAGAUCCAUGAAACCAUUGAGACCAUCAACCAGCUGAAGACCCAGAGAGAGUUCAUGCUGAGUUUUGCCAGAGAUCCUCAGGGCUUUAUCAACGAUUGGCUGCAGUCCCAGUGCAGAGACCUCAAGACCAUGACUGAUGUGGUAGGAAACCCAGAAGAAGAGCGUCGGGCUGAGUUCUACUACCAGCCGUGGGCUCAGGAGGCCGUCUGUCGCUACUUCUACUCCAAGGUCCAGCAGAGACGACAGGAGCUGGAGCAGGCGCUCGGCAUCAGGAACACCUAAAAACAUCUGGACACGCGGCAGAUGUGCUGUCAGAGAAGACUGAUGUGUCUGAGUUUGUGGCGGGCGGGGGAGGGGUGCAAACUUCUUACCACUGGCCUGCAGACGCAAGACAAACCCAGACAGACAUAGAUACUACAUGGUUUUACUGUUAUAUAGGAUUUUUCUUACUUUCAGUAGCUACUUCCACACUUUUGUACGGAACUUCUUGAGCACAAUGUAUUUCCUCCUGCAUGUCCAAGGUUCAGGCACCUGGAAGCAUUCCUUUUCUCUCCAUACGUACAAACAGACUGAACUCAGUGUCCCGGGGUCGUAACAAAUCUUUAAAUCAGCUUGAAUUUGUUGAUUCUCUUUCCCCCCCGGUCUGGAAAGUAAAUUUACUUUGUACACUCCACCUGACGCUCGCCCCUUCAGUUAGAUAUUGAUCGUGACUGUGUUUGUAAUCAAUCCAAUCACUCAUUGUUUUCUUUGGACAGUUGGUGCCGCAGUCGGUCCUGACAGAAAAUGCAUUUCUGUGGAAAAGCGGUUACUUUUUGUUUAGUGCCAUUUAGUAUGAAGUUGUUUUAUUUUCUUCUUCUUGUUCAUUACCAUUGAUCUUUGUUUUUUAUGUGUAUUAUACAGUACUUGUCUUGUUAGAUAGUACAGAUUAUCAAGGAAGUAGCUAGUAUGAGUACCUCUAGUCUAUAUAGUUUUGUACAUAAUGAGCAGAAAAAAACUGAAAAUGGAUGUGAAGUAAAAAUUGUAUCUCUUAUCCUGACAGAUCUUUUUCUUAACUUUUUGUCUACGCUGCGAUAGUUGAACCAGUAUUUAUAUUAAUCGGCCCUUCGCUCACGGAGCCCAGUGAUUUAGCUACUUCAGCGUAAAGAGUACGUAAAGUCCCGUUUGAUGAACCACUUCUCCACAGGGCUGAAUCCACUCAGCAUUCAUGUCGCCUGCAAGUGGGAGGAGUUAAAUCUACUGCUCAUAGUUUUGUGUACUUUUGAACAUGUGCAGAGAAGUUAAGAAUCACUUGAGCUCUGUUUCACGUGUGGACGAGCUGAUGUGAAGAUUCGUUGCUUCUUUGACACUGCUGAAGACCUGACACCUCUGUGGUUUAAUGGUUGUCUAACUGAUGAAGAUGAAGACGAGGGUCCUGGCUGAAUCUCUUGUGUGUUUGCAUUUCAUUAACAAAUUCCAAGAAUACACUAAUGUGGGUUUGGGGAGGUGCAUGAUUUGGAACGAGUUGUGGGAACCUCUGGGAUGUAAAACACAACACUGGUUGGACUGCAGUAAUAUUUUAAUCUGCAGACUUUUUCAUGGACCAAACCUAUUUUUCUGUAUGUUCUUAUGUUAUAAUAAAGGAUAUGUAAAAUGUA
Limanda limanda (common dab) is the source of this 2900-nucleotide messenger RNA. It is a transcript of the gene smarcd1, whose product is annotated as SWI/SNF related, matrix associated, actin dependent regulator of chromatin, subfamily d, member 1. Bases 1 to 1548 code for a protein of 515 amino acids. Gene Ontology annotation, biological process: regulation of transcription by RNA polymerase II. NCBI's taxonomy places the organism in Eukaryota, Metazoa, Chordata, Actinopteri, Pleuronectiformes, Pleuronectidae. The record is from RefSeq and is a predicted model, not a curated record. Gene Ontology annotation, cellular component: SWI/SNF complex; nucleus. The transcript has 13 exons.